AUGUAUAAAACCCAAAUCUAUGAUGCGGAAUUUAAAGCUGAGAUUGAUUCACGUCAUAGGAGGCCUUCCUUGCCGUCUCAGAAUGUUUGUUGGCAACCAAUGUGGGUGGGUUCGUUCAAAUUAAAUGUCGAUGUAGCAGUUGACGUGAAGGAUGGGUGUCGAGGAGUUGGGAUACUUGUUUGUGAUUCUAAUUCUAACUUGCUUAGGGCUGUGGCGAUUGUGGCCCCUGGAAUGGUAUCUGUUCUUGCCACAGAACUUUAUGUUAUGAAGGUAGGCAUGUCUUAUGCAAUUGAUGCUUCAUGUGUGCCUCUGGUUCACGAAUCAGAUUGCAUGAAUGAUGUUCAAUUAGUGCAAAAGUAA
Prunus armeniaca (apricot) is the source of this 360-nucleotide messenger RNA. The record is from the annotation of a GenBank genome assembly. NCBI's taxonomy places the organism in Eukaryota, Viridiplantae, Streptophyta, Magnoliopsida, Rosales, Rosaceae.